AUGAAAUCCGUGACCUCCCCGCGAAAUUUUUCUCUUAAUUUACAGUUUGCUGAUUUAAUUACAUACCCCUUUACUUACGGUCUUUUUGACGCUACACGGACACAUAACUCCAAAACGCUUGGAAUUAGAACACCAACCAAAUCGACACGGACUGAAAAGUCACCUCCUAAAACAGGAAGUGAAACUUCAAAAGUAAGACGUAGCAUAGAUGACUGGGAAGCUAACAUUGAUUCCACCCCAUCCAUGACUAGCACGACGAUGCAGGCGGGUACUGCUAAAACAAAACAAACGGUAUCGGCGUCACAAAACAGUAAAAUUACGCAUAAAGUGUCUGUAGAAGUACACACUCCGCCAAAACAGCAAUAUGAAAAUCGAACAAUGGAAGCAAAGGCUUGUUUAACAAAAGGUAAGUUCCAUUUGAAUGCCUCUCGAAAUACAAAAACAGAGAUAAAAAAUAGCAUUGUAGAAGCACUAGAUCGGUUAUAUCAGCUUGUUAAAGAAGCUGAAAUAGAGCUAAAGGCGAAAAAGUCAAAAGGAGAAAAGGAAAAGAGUGAAAAGGUGGAGCUGGAAACUGCAAUCAUUGACUCUACCUUCUCAGUCGUAGAUUCAGACCUAAAAACAAGGAUUGAAGAGCACGCAAUAUUGCUGUUAGAAACAAAUAAAAAAGAUGGAAGAGUUGAAAGAAUCGAUGGAAAAGCAAAGAGGAACCCUAGAGCGAGUGACAGUGCCAACAUACGCAAAUGUUACUGCAGACAAAAUCAUAAAAACUUUCCCAAAACGUAG
Molecule: messenger RNA, 783 nt
Organism: Parnassius apollo (apollo)
Lineage: Eukaryota; Metazoa; Arthropoda; Insecta; Lepidoptera; Papilionidae
Source: the annotation of a GenBank genome assembly